CCCAUCCUGGCAGGCGGCGUGUGCUGUGGGUCCCUGGCGUCCCCUCCGGCGCGCUCUUGGAGCCACUUCCCAGAGCGGAAGUCUGCCUGCUCUGGCUCCGGUGGGACCUGCUCGGAGGAAUGGCGCCGCCGGGUUCAAGCGCUGUCUUCCUGUUGGCCCUGACAAUCAUAGCCAGCACCCAGGCUCUGACACCUACCCACUACCUCACCAAGCAUGAUGUGGAAAGACUGAAAGCCUCUUUGGAUCGCCCUUUCACAAAUUUGGAGUCUGCCUUCUACUCCAUCGUGGGACUCAACAGCCUUGGGGCACAGGUGUCAGAUGUCAAGAAAGCCUGUACCUUCAUCAAGUCUAACCUGGACCCCAGCAACGUGGACUCCCUAUUCUAUGCUGCCCAGUCCAGCCAGGUCCUCUCAAGCUGUGAGAUAUCUGUUUCAAAUGAGACCAAAGAGCUGCUUCUGGCAGCAGUCAGUGAAGACUCCUCUGUUGCCCAGAUCUACCAUGCGGUCGCAGCACUCAGUGGCUUUGGCCUUCCCUUAGCAUCCCAAGAAGCCCUUGGUGCCCUUACCGCUCGGCUGAGCAAGGAGGAGACUGUGCUAGCAACGGUCCAGGCUCUGCAGACAGCAUCCCACCUAUCACAGCAAGCUGACCUGAGGAACAUCGUGGAGGAGAUUGAGGACCUUGUUGCUCGGCUGGAUGAACUAGGGGGCGUGUAUCUCCAGUUUGAGGAAGGCCUGGAAACCACAGCAUUGUUUGUUGCUGCCACCUACAAGCUCAUGGACCAUGUGGGGACUGAACCAUCCAUAAAGGAGGAUCAGGUCAUCCAGCUAAUGAACACAGUCUUCAGCAAGAAGAACUUUGAGUCACUCUCAGAAGCUUUCAGUGUGGCCUCUGCUGCUGCUGCAUUGUCCCAGAAUCGCUACCACAUACCAGUGGUGGUUGUGCCCGAGGGCUCUGCUUCUGACACCCACGAACAGGCUAUCCUGCGGUUGCAAGUCAGCAAUGUUUUGUCUCAGCCUCUGACUCAAGCUGCAGUUAAGCUGGAGCAUGCUAAGUCGGUGGCUUCCAGAGCUGCUACUGUCCUGCAGAAGAUGCCCUUCACACUUGCAGGGGAUGUUUUUGAACUAAACUUCAAGAACGUGAAACUGUCCAGUGGCUACUAUGACUUCUCCGUCAGAGUUGAUGGUGACAGCCGUUACAUUGCAAAUACUGUAGAGCUUAGAGUCAAGAUUUCCACUGAAGUUGGCAUCACAAAUGUUGACCUUUCCACUGUGGAUAAGGAUCAGAGCAUUGCACCCAAAACUACCCGGGUGACCUACCCAGCCAAAGCCAAGGGUACCUUCAUCGCGGACAGCCAUCAGAACUUCGCCCUGUUCUUCCAGUUGGUAGAUGUGAACACUGGUGCAGAGCUCACCCCUCACCAGACAUUUGUUCGACUUCAUAACCAGAAGACUGGCCAGGAAGUGGUGUUUGUUGCAGAGCCAGAUAACAAGAAUGUGUAUAAGUUUGAACUGGACACCUCUGAAAGAAAGAUUGAGUUUGACUCUGCCUCUGGCACCUACACACUCUACUUAAUCAUCGGAGAUGCCACUUUGAAGAACCCAAUCCUCUGGAACGUGGCUGAUGUGGUUAUCAAGUUCCCUGAAGAAGAAGCUCCCUCCACCGUCCUGUCCCAGAACCUUUUUACCCCAAAGCAGGAAAUUCAGCACCUGUUCCGAGAGCCUGAGAAGAGGCCCCCCACGGUGGUGUCCAACACGUUCACAGCCCUCAUUCUCUCGCCCUUGCUCCUGCUCUUUGCGCUGUGGAUCCGGAUUGGUGCCAAUAUCUCCAACUUCACUUUUGCUCCUAGCACGAUUAUCUUUCACCUGGGACAUGCUGCGAUGCUGGGGCUCAUGUAUGUGUACUGGACUCAGCUCAACAUGUUCCAGACCCUGAAGUACCUGGCUGUCCUGGGCACUGUGACAUUUCUGGCUGGCAAUCGAAUGUUGGCCCAGCAGGCAGUCAAGAGGAUCGCUGCAGAGCAGAGCAGUAGAUUGGCAAAAUAUAGGACACUACGAACAGCACAUUAGUUCCAGAAGAAGGUUGACGACCCUGAAAACGGAAAUGAUUCUUUACCAAGGAGUGAAGACCAUUCAUAGUGUGAAAAGAGGAAUGAGGGGAAACAAAAGAGAAAAUGAAAAAAAUCUGUUAUUUAAAAAGAAAAAAGAAGUUGAGAUGUGGUUACACUUUUACUUGUUUUUCACUUUCUGUUUUACAGAGCAGAUAUGUUUGGGCCCAGAUUGUGUGUCCCUUUGUCAUGAUGUCUGGCAAGAUGCUGUGAAUAUCCCAGACUACCCAGAUGUUACAUUUGAAAAGUUGAAGUCUGUAAUUCAUCUACUUUGGAAUAAAAAGAAUGAUGAUAGGAA
This is a messenger RNA of Peromyscus maniculatus bairdii (prairie deer mouse), 2402 nucleotides long. RefSeq names its product ribophorin II (gene Rpn2). The record is from RefSeq and is a predicted model, not a curated record. Gene Ontology annotation, cellular component: oligosaccharyltransferase complex; membrane. Gene Ontology annotation, biological process: protein N-linked glycosylation. NCBI's taxonomy places the organism in Eukaryota, Metazoa, Chordata, Mammalia, Rodentia, Cricetidae.